UCCUGUUAUGACUGCGAGGUCCAGUUUCAAUCACUGGCGUCAGACAGGCGCAGGACCCCCUAACUUAAACCCUUCACCCUUUUUAAUAUUUCGUAUUUAAUUAUGAAUCGGAUAACUAUACUCUCAGUGAACGUCGAGGGCUGAUCCCUUAACAACGUUUCACGAUAUUGAAAUAAAAUGUUACAACGGAUGGUGUUGAUACACGUCAUUUUUUGAGACUCGCUCGGGAUUGGACACAAUAUUUUGCGGAUGGAGGAUUUAACUAAUAUGCAUGUAAUGGAUAGUAGUGAUCAACUUUAAAGUUUGCGUCGGUAGGCGUUGAUCGGACCCGGGUCGGUUUGACGCGGUUAACGUCGAAACAUUGAUCCGCCGUCGACGAUCUGCCCUCUUCAGAGCUCUGCGAAUAUGAUGAUGUCAUCGACGCCACUUUUUCCUGAAGUUAUGGCGGAGCGCAACUUUCUAACUCGUUCUGACUAUUAAGAGCACUCUUCUCGCUAAUGGAGCACCUUCAGUGCGCGUGGAAGACCCUGAGCAACGGCUUUGGAAUGAAGGACUCUGUGUUCGAGGGCCCCUGCCAUUCCCCCACCAUGGUCCAAGGCUUCCCCUACCAGCGCCGCUCCUCAGACGACGGCAAGAUGCCUGACUCAAAGGCCAGCAGCACAAUCCGCGUGUACCUCCCCAACCAGCAGCGCACCGUGGUAAACGUGCGACCAGGUCUAACCCUGCACAGCUGCCUCAUCAAGGCUCUGAAGGUGCGCGGGUUGCAGCCGGAGUGCUGUGCCGUCUUCAGACUGCACCCGGGCCAGAGGAAUAAAAAAUUCCGGAUGGAUUGGAAUACCGACUCCACAUCGCUGAUCGGGGAAGAGCUGCUGGUGGAAGUUUUGGAUCACGUUCCUCUCACCACGCACAAUUUUGUUAGAAAAACAUUUCUCAAGUUGGCCUUCUGUGACAUUUGCCAGAAGUUUCUUUUGAAUGGUUUCCGUUGCCAAACGUGUGGCUACAAAUUCCAUGAGCAUUGUAGCACCAAAGUUCCUACAAUGUGUGUGGACUGGAGCAAUAUCAGACAACUCCUGUUGUUCCCAACACCAGGAGAAAGUGGUGGUCCGUCCUUACCCCCACUGACGUCUCGGCGAAUGAGAGAGUCCUUGUCUCGUUUUCCCAAUAGCGCUAUGCAUCGCUACUCUACGCCCCAUGCCUUCAACUACACCACGCCGUACCCGCCCACAGUGGGCUCUCUGUCCCAGAGGCAGCGCUCCACCUCCACCCCCAACGUCCACAUGGUCAGCACCACCCUUCCCGUCGACAGCAGCAUGAUUGAGGAUGCCAUGCGGGAUCAUGAUUCUGCCGAGAGCUCUCCCAGUCAGAGCCCCACUGGUUGGGCUCCGGCCCAGCAUAGAACCCUGACCCCGGCCCAGCGGGAGCGGGCCACGUCCUUCAACACUCAGGAGAAGAACAUCAUCAGGCCGAGGGACAAGCGGGACUCGAGCUACUACUGGGAGAUCGAGGCCUCCGAGGUCUUCCUGCAGUCCCGCAUUGGCUCCGGCUCCUUUGGGACGGUAUACAAAGGGAAAUGGCACGGUGACGUAGCAGUGAAGAUCCUGAAGGUGACGGAUCCAACACCGGAGCAGUUUCAGGCCUUCAGAAAUGAGGUGGCCGUCCUUAGGAAGACGCGUCAUGUCAACAUCCUGUUGUUCAUGGGCUACAUGACGAAGGACAACCUGGCCAUCGUCACGCAGUGGUGCGAGGGCAGCAGCCUGUACAAGCACCUGCACGUCCAGGAGACCAACUACAAGAUGUUCCAGCUCAUAGACAUCGCCCGGCAGACUGCACAGGGCAUGGACUAUCUGCAUGCAAAGAACAUCAUUCACCGCGACAUGAAGUCCAACAACAUCUUCCUGCAUGAAGGUCUGACGGUGAAGAUCGGGGACUUCGGCCUGGCCACGGUGAAGGCCCGGUGGAGCGGGUCCCACCAGGUGGAGCAGCCAUCGGGGUCCAUACUGUGGAUGGCCCCCGAGGUGAUCCGGAUGCAGGACAACAACCCGUACAGCUUCCAGUCAGACGUGUACUCCUACGGUGUGGUUCUGUACGAGCUCAUGACGGGAGAACUGCCGUACGCUCUGAUAGACCGAGACCAGAUCAUCUUCAUGGUCGGCCGAGGCUACCUGUCCCCUGACCUUAGUAAGCUCUACAAGAGCUGUCCCAAAGCCAUGAAGAGACUGGUGGCAGACACCAUCAAGAAGCUUAAGGAGGAACGCCCUCUGUUCCCUCAGAUCUUGUCCUCGAUCGAACUGCUGCAGCAUGCUCUGCCUAAGAUCAACCGCAGUACCUCAGAGCCCUCUCUGCACCGGGCGUCCCACGCCGAGGACAUCGACGUCUGCACCCUCACCUCCACCCGCCUGCCGGUCUUCCAGACGCGCCUGUCACCGCUGCAUAUGCCCCCUUCGUCUUUCUCAUACAUGUCCAACGAGUUGUAGCAUAUAGAAACCUGAAGCGGUCCCAAAACGUCCCAACUCUUCCACAUAAUGCUGCAAAGAAACCAACAGGAUACAAGUUACGUGUGUGUGUGUGUGUGUGUGUGUGUGUGUGUGUGUGUGUGUGUGUGUGUGUGUGUGUGUGUGUGUGUGUGUGUGUGUGUGUGUGUGUGUGUGUGUGUGUGUGUGUGUGUGUGUGUGUGUGUGUGGCUUAUAAAUGUGGUAGAAUUGAAGUCAUCACUAUGUGUCCAGAGGCUUGCUUACCCGCGGUGGGGGACAGUAGAAGGAAAAGUGUAAAUGUGUAAAAAGAAUGUGUGCGCAGAACCUACCUAGAGAAAGAAACUAUUUUGACAUUGAAGGAAAAGAGAGGAACGGGUGUUUUCUCUCUGACUCUGGGCUGUUUGUGGUUUUAGGUGGGGGGGGGGGGGGAGGGGGCUGUGCUUGCGUCUGCUGGCCCAGUUUUCCGAUUAAGAGGACGUUUUUGAAUGCCUACUUGCCUUUAAAGCCUGAACCUCAACCGCGCACAGUGUCGCCUCACGUGGGGCUCACAAAAAUAAGCGGUUGGAUGUAUUUUUUAUUUUUUUUUGCACAAUUGGGAUUUGGUGUAUUUUUUUCUGUUUUUUAUUCAGUGUCUUAAUCAAUCUGAUAUUGAUUUGGGAAAUUAUAUUUGCGCUAAAUGCCCUUUUUAAAUGCCCUUACCUGUAUUUUUUUUUUUUUUUUUUUUUUUUUCAUAUUUGGGUUUGAAAUGGGGAUUGUGGAAGAAUAUACGCCAAUUUAAAGCAAGCGUACAUAACUUGAGGAAAACUUUGAUUUGCACAUUUUAGCUAAAGCGAUGUCUGAGCAUAGUUUUGCCUGUGGCUCUGUUAUAGAUGCCGUACGCUUUUUUUAAGCAACCUCAUUUUGAGUAUCAUCAUGAGCUGGAGAUUUUGGCUGUUGUCUUAAAUAUUUAAAAAACAAGAUAUUUGAGAGGAUAAUCAACUUUUUCAUUUUGGUAGGAGAUUAAACUUUUUAUUUUAAACUUGUCAAAGUUUAUUCAAUGCUGUUUUAAUAAAAAUUAAGUUAAAUUUCUUCGCUAAA
Molecule: messenger RNA, 3548 nt
Organism: Gadus morhua (Atlantic cod)
Lineage: Eukaryota; Metazoa; Chordata; Actinopteri; Gadiformes; Gadidae
Gene: raf1a
Product: Raf-1 proto-oncogene, serine/threonine kinase a
Exons: 17
Coding region: 498-2474 (658 amino acids)
Biological process (GO): MAPK cascade; protein phosphorylation
Cellular component (GO): mitochondrion; cytosol
Molecular function (GO): ATP binding; MAP kinase kinase kinase activity
Source: RefSeq, a predicted model, not a curated record